UGAAGUGGUUCAGUCCAGGAUCGCGGAAGUUCUGACGGCAGACCACACCACAGACAGACAGAGAGAGAGAGAGAGAGAGAGAGAGAAGUUAGGCACUUGGGCGAGUUUGUGUUGAUACAUGUAACGACACAGAAGCGCCACGCAGAGACUCCGAGAUGCGGCGAAAGCAGAAGAGACUGCUGCAGAUCGCGCUGCUGCUGCUGCUGGCCUUUCUGUUCCUGCCGAGCGUCGGCUUGUGGUCCGCGUCUCUGGAGCGAAUGUUUGACAGCUCCGCGGACGCCGCCGGACUCUCGCACGCACAGAGAAUAAACAGACACAAAGUGCAGAACAACGGUGUUCGGAGAAAGGACUGGCAUGACUAUGCACUGAUGAAGAGUGAAGCGGCACGUUCAGGUGUCGGCGAGCAGGGCAGGCCGUAUCCACUGACCGACUCAGACCGCAUGGACCAGGCCUACAGGGAGAACGGAUUCAACAUAUUCGUCAGCGAUCGCAUCGCCCUCAACAGAUCUCUGCCUGACAUCAGACACCCGAACUGUAAGACGAAGCUGUACACAGAAGAUCUUCCUAACACCAGCAUCAUCAUCCCCUUCCAUAAUGAGGGCUGGUCGUCUCUGCUGCGCACCGUUCACAGCGUCCUCAACCGCUCGCCGCCGCAGCUCAUCGCUGAGAUCAUCCUCGUGGACGACUUCAGCGACAAAGAGCAUCUGAAGGCUCCUCUGGAGGAGUACAUGGUGCGGCUGCCGAAGGUUCGAAUCCUGCGCACGAAGAAGCGCGAGGGUCUGAUCCGGACCAGACUGCUGGGUGCCGCGGCUGCGAAGGGUCAGGUCAUCACGUUCCUGGACUCACACUGCGAGGCCAACGUCAACUGGCUGCCGCCGUUACUGGAUCGCAUCGCAGAGAACCGGAAGACGAUCGUGUGUCCGAUGAUCGAUGUGAUCGACCACGAUAACUUUGCCUACGAGACGCAGGCCGGCGAUGCGAUGCGAGGGGCUUUCGACUGGGAGAUGUACUACAAACGCAUCCCUAUCCCAGCUCAGCUGCAGAAACCAGACCCCAGCGACCCGUUUGAGUCUCCGGUGAUGGCAGGCGGUCUCUUCGCUGUGGACAGGAAGUGGUUCUGGGAGCUGGGAGGAUAUGACACGGGUCUGGAGAUCUGGGGAGGAGAGCAGUACGAGAUCUCCUUUAAGGUCUGGAUGUGUGGCGGCCGUAUGGAGGACAUCCCCUGCUCAAGAGUCGGUCACAUCUACAGGAAAUACAUGCCCUAUAAAGUGCCGGGCGGAGUGAGUCUCCCCAGGAAUCUGAAGCGCGUGGCCGAGGUGUGGAUGGACGAGUAUGCAGAGUUUAUCUACCAGCGGCGGCCGGAGUACCGGCACCUGUCCGCCGGAGACGUGUCUGCGCAGAAGGAGCUGAGGAGCCGGCUGAACUGCAGGAGCUUCAAGUGGUUCAUGACGGAGGUGGCCUGGGAUCUGCCCAAACACUAUCCUCCGGUGGAGCCUCCGGCCGCCGCGUGGGGAGAGCUGCGUAACAUCGGCUCCGGUCUCUGCAUGGAGAGCAAACACUUCUCCUCGGGCUCCCCGAUCCGUCUGGAGAAGUGUCUGAAGGGACGUGGCGAGCCGACCUGGAGUCACGGUCAGGUCUUUACGUUCGGUUGGAGAGAAGACAUACGGGUGGGAGACCCGCUGCACACUAAGAAGGUCUGCUUCGACGCCGUGUCUCACAACAGCCCUGUGACUCUCUACGACUGCCACGGGAUGAAGGGCAACCAGCUGUGGGCCUACAGGAAGGAUAAGAGUCUCUAUCACCCCAUCAGUAACAGCUGUGUUGACUCUGAUGCUGCUCAGAAGCGGAUCUUCAUGAACUCCUGUGACUCUUCGUCUCUCAGCCAGCAGUGGCUCUUCCAGAACACCAACGCCACGGUCUUAGACUCCUUCAACAGCAAUCACUAGUGAACACAGGAGUCCAGCGAUGCAGGACCAGACGCUCCUGUGCCUUUACUGAACUGACCGUCAACAUCUGAGCUCUGUCCUUCUGUCCACACUCCCUUCAUCAUCAUCAUCAUCACCUUCACCCCGCUGGUGUCCAUCAGCAGCAGUCUUUGACUCAGACUCUCCAGACUUCACUGUGUGUCUGAGGAGCAUCUCAGAGAUGAGUUCAGUCCUCGUCUUGUCUCUGACUCAGAACCAGAGCGUCGGCUGCCUCUCACACGGUCAGAUCUUCUGCAGGAACGCUGUGCCUCAUCAGCACUGCAGCUUUAUUUAUUUGACUGCUCCAUUCCACACAUACAUCGGGUUCAUCACGAACAGCCUUCACUGAGUGCUGUUUUUUUAAAACUUGAUUUUAUUAUCCAACUUCUCUGUUGUGUUAACAAAUAUAAACUUUUUUUUUUUCAUUUUAGAGGACAUAAUAUUUUAACACAAAGACUUCAAGGUGGAUAUAUGUUGGCUAAACUCAUGUCAUCAUUCAGAAGCUGUUAUGUUGUGUUCGGUUUGUCCGUGGGGGAAUCUGAAAUAGUCCUGUUAUGAUUUUGUACUGUAGACCAUCAUGCAGCUGAUGAAGAAUUACUGUCAGACUCUGGUGGCACAGCAGAAGACUCGACGGAGUUCUACUGGAUUAUCUGAUCAGUUGCUUUUCCUGAUGUUUCCCCACCGUCUGUCUGUGAUUUAAUGCUGUUUCUCAGUAACUGCUCACACCCAAAGACAGAUCUGUGAAUGAUCUCCGGUUUCUAAUGCACUUGAGCAACACGAUGUAAACUUGAAUCCAGCCGCCGUGCCUUACUAAAGAUGCUGGUGUGAAGAACAGCACACUGUGGUCUAGUUUUCUACACUCAGAGUGUUUUUACCUUUGAAGAUUUUUACAGAUUAUCUGCCAAGCACUUUGAAAUGUUUCUCAGAUCCGAAGCGGUUUUAAAGUCGAUCUGUCCAGCACUUUCAGACGUUUCUUUAUCCAGAGCCUAUUUUCGAGUAUAACGGUUUUGUAAUUUGUCGAUUCUGAAGAGCUUCAUAAUGAAUUAUUGUCUGCUGGGCCGGUGUGUGUUUAAUACCGGACGCGCUUGAACUGAAAUGUUGGGUUUGUUAUUGCCUUGAUGUAUCUCCAGACUGUGUGGAAUAUGAUGAGAUGAUUGAAAGGUAAUAAGUUUAGGGUUGAUAAGGAAUCUUGGGAAUGCUAGUAUUUUUACACCGGUUUGUACUGAUGCAUUAAAAUGAUUCUGCCACCA
This is a messenger RNA of Cyprinus carpio (common carp), 3214 nucleotides long. Its product is annotated as polypeptide N-acetylgalactosaminyltransferase 10-like. The record is from RefSeq and is a predicted model, not a curated record. Gene Ontology annotation, cellular component: Golgi apparatus. Lineage: Eukaryota; Metazoa; Chordata; Actinopteri; Cypriniformes; Cyprinidae.